Cyprinus carpio (common carp) is the source of this 3312-nucleotide messenger RNA. RefSeq names its product tropomodulin 1. The record is from RefSeq and is a predicted model, not a curated record. Gene Ontology annotation, cellular component: striated muscle thin filament; myofibril. NCBI's taxonomy places the organism in Eukaryota, Metazoa, Chordata, Actinopteri, Cypriniformes, Cyprinidae. Gene Ontology annotation, molecular function: tropomyosin binding. Gene Ontology annotation, biological process: muscle contraction; pointed-end actin filament capping; myofibril assembly.
CGUGUUCUGCGCUACUCCGGGUUUGUGGAAACUGAUCGACACCGACUGCUAGACGUGUUGAAAGAAGGCUCGAGUGGUAACUACUUUUAAUAUUUGGACUUUUCUCCGCCGUGUCAAGCGCUGUUCUUCUAUGAACCUUGGACUUGAGAAUUCAUUGCUUGAGGCAGCAGCGCAUUUGUGUGAAUUAGCGGCUCCGAAAAGAAACCAUAUCUGGUCAAAGUAUUCAGCUGUCACAUGCGCUAUAUAUAGUGUGGGAUAAGCGCAGUCUGAAGUGCUGUGGUUGGGGGGCUCGAGUGUUCCUGUUUUUUUUCCCCUUCUGUCCACUUCUUCUAUUUUAGUUUGUUCACCAUGUUCCGUAAAGAGAUGGACAAGUACCGGGAUGUGGAUGAGGAUGAGCUCUUGCAGAAGCUCAGUGAAGAAGAGCUCAGGAGACUUGAAGAUGAACUUGAAGAGCUUGAUCCUGAUAACGCACUGUUGCCGGCAGGAUUCAGACAGAGGGAUCAGACUAAGAAAGCUCCGACCGGAACGUUCCAGAGAGAUAACCUUCUAGCUCACCUGGAGAAACAGGCCAAAGAACAUCCAGAUCGAGAUGAUCUUGUUCCCUACACUGGCGAGAAAAGAGGAAAAGCAUGGGUGCCUAAGACCAAUGCUGUUGACCCUAUCCUGGAAGAUGUCACUCUGGAGCCUGAACUAGAGGAGGCACUAUCUAGUGCUACUGACGCAGAAUUGUGCGAUAUAGCAGCCAUUUUGGGCAUGCACACACUGAUGAGUAAUCAGCAGUAUUAUGAAGCACUGGCCAGCAGUACUAUCGUCAACAAACAGGGCUUGAACAGUGUAAUCCAGUGUACUCAGUAUAAGCCUGUGCCAGAUGAGCAGCCCAAUGACACAGAUGUAGAGGAAACACUACAGGGAAUCAAGAGAAAUGAUCCAGACCUUGUUGAGGUCAACCUAAACAACAUCAGGAAUAUUCCAAUCCCAACUCUGAAAGCGUAUGCUGAAGCUCUCAAAGGGAACAGUGUUGUGGAACGCCUGAGCAUCGUUGGCACCAGAAGUAACGAUCCCGUGGCCUUUGCACUAGCAGACAUGCUGAAAGUGAACACCACUCUGAAGAGUCUAAACGUUGAGUCAAACUUCAUUACUGGAGCUGGAAUUCUGGCACUCGUGGAAUCUUUAAAGAGCAACACUACACUGCAGGAGCUAAAGAUUGACAACCAGAGCCAGCCUUUGGGUAAUAAGGUUGAGAUGGAGAUAGCUAACAUUUUGGAGAAGAACACUACUCUGCUGAAGUUCGGAUACCACUUCACCCAGCAGGGCCCACGCUUGCGUGGAUCUAAUGCCAUGAUGAACAACAAUGACCUGGCACGUGUAAUUCGGUCGGACUCGGAUGGCGCGAUCACAUUCACACUGUCAGUCCCUGAGCUGGAAAGAGCCUUCUGUAAAAAGUUCAAGUUCACAUCAAAACUCAAUAAGAAAGAGAAGGCUUGAAGGAGGACCCAUCUUUCCUAAAUGUCGGACAAACGUGUAGCAGCAUCGGGAACCCUCUAUGGCCUGGGACCUGCAUCACACCCCAUCUCAUCCCAAAUCCUCCCUUCAUUUCUGUCCCUUUCACAGAUAAAUCACAGGAUCAUCAAAAACAACAACAACAACAACAACAAAAAGUCAAUUCAGAAUGCUUUUUUAUUUUUAUUUUUUUAACCCCACAUCUUGAAACCCAAAGGUACCACCCUCUGUUUACCAGACACGUAGUUACUCACGGCGAGUGUUUUAAAAAUGUGUAAACUACCUGCCAUAACAUUAGCAGGGAAAAAUCGCCUACUUGUGUUGAUGGAAGCAGUAAAGAUGAAAAUGACGCUCAAUGUAUCACAAUGUUCUCAGCUGACCUAAUCUUCUUGCUGUAAACAGUUUGACCUUAAAACCAGCCAUUUCACUGUGUUUGGAUGCACACCAAGAGCAUCAAACUUCAAACUUGACUGAUUGUAAAUGUGGUUUUGCCUUCUCCUGGCCAGUUGAGUCUCACUGUAGUGGUAGUUCCCACAUGCAUCGCAUAAAAGCAUGUUCUUACUGUGUGUUUUUUGGGAUAUACUGUAAUUCUUCUCUCUUGAAAUGUUUAACAACUGGUAAAUUUGUAGCUAUGCAAAUUCAUUGCUGGCAAAUCACUGUACUGUGGUUUCUAGUACUUUGCUAACACCAAUGAAAGUACAAUGUUGGUGCGUAUUUGUAUAAACACGCAUCACCAAGUCGUCAACACCUCAUGUCGCAGAAAUCACCAACUCGCAUUGGUUUGAUUAGGGAAAACCUCUUUUUCAUGUUUAGGACAAGCUGUGUUUUAAUUUCCACAAUUAGCAAUAAUAUAUAUCUUAUUAUACUAAAGAUCUCUCUAUGUUAUCAACUUAUCAUAAAAUUAAUGUGAUUGAUGUGUAUACAGUGUUCUUCCUCAUUAAAUGCUUUUUUUAUGUUUGAGUGAGGAUCAAAACACAAUUGAAAACCUAUCAUAAAACUAUAUGUAUUAUGACUGCUCUCCUUAAGUAACGUCCAGGUUAAAUCUCCUGUGCUGAUACUAGUAAAAUCUGUGUUAAAUAAUGUUUGCAGUCUUUCUUAACUGAGAGGAGAGAGCCCAUACAGAACAUACUUUGCAGCGCUCAUAUUUCCAUAAUGAAAUAAUAACCAUUUAAAGCUUAACAAUCACAAUAGGCUGUAUCAUGAUUUUCUUUUUUCUGUCCCCAAGACCUUUUAAGAUUUAACUUUUUUUUAUUUUCAGAUGCUCCUAAAUACAUUUGACAGUUUGCACACAUCUAUUUUUAGUUGCAGAAGCGAAUGAAUUGUUCGCAAUGUUGAGCUGUUGUACAGGAAUGUAUACUUAAAAUUGCACUGAACGAUUUUUCAUACAUCUUGAUUUUGAGGUGAACAAUGACCUGGUCAUGGACCUAUGGACCUGUUUUCAUGAGACGAGGCAUCUUUUGCAAUCUGUCAUGUGCAGUGAUUUAGCAGGUGUGUAUGUGUUUCUCAGAUAUUUGUUGUCCGUGAUUAGGCCUUAUUCUCUUCACACUCUUCCAGCACAGUAAAAGUCAGUGUGUUUUAUGGAUGUAAACAUUUUCCUACUGUUUAAAGGACAGAGCAUUUAUAGGCCUUUGGGGCCGUCUUGUUCAAAACCAAAAAGGAAAAAUUUACUGUUGAUUGUCUUGUCCUGUGUUUGGACGCAGGCCCAUAAUGUAGCCAUAGAGUGCCUGGGCUGGUGCACAUAUUUACAUUUUGUUAGUGCACCUUACUGUAUGUGGUUUAUUGAGUUAAUAAAGACUGAAUAAGUUGUGUGAA